Molecule: messenger RNA, 837 nt
Organism: Penicillium daleae
Lineage: Eukaryota; Fungi; Ascomycota; Eurotiomycetes; Eurotiales; Aspergillaceae
Exons: 1
Coding region: 1-837 (278 amino acids)
Source: RefSeq, a predicted model, not a curated record
AUGGUGGCCGCGGUGGCCUUACUAGUGCCAACUGUGGCGGGCACAACCACGGCACAAUCAACUGAGAUCGACAUUCUCUUCCCAGCCCUGAAUGAAAUGGACAUGAACAACCUGGAAGGAAGUAUUAUGAGCGCCGAUGCCUCAUCCACCACUAUUCAGAUUGAUUGCCGUUCCAGCGUAACCGCCCAAUGUAUCUCCUCUGGGUAUGUCCUACCCCAGACCCUCACGAAGGGCCCGUCAUUUCAGGACUAUUAUUACGAUGUCACCAGCUUGUUCAACAGCACUAUCUUUGUUAUCACUGGGAGACUGGAUUGCAACAUGACCUCGUCCACCUUAGGCGCCUCUUGCUUCGCCUCGACGAGCACAUGGGCUUCCCGUGGUACCAACGCAAGCUCGUCGGUUUGGUCCACAAGUGUCACGAUAUCUUCUUUCAACUUAAAGUACAAUACGUUGACAGUGUCAUCGGGGUUGGAGAAUCUUCAAACCGCCACAACCGCUGCAAUCAUUGCGUCACCUAGCCAGACUGUGACUUCAACACCCACGCCAACGACAACGCCAGCCGUCGAAACAUCCUCGGCAGGUCACUCAUCCUCAAAGGCCUGGAUUGCGGGCCUGGUAAUCGGGGUCUUGGCUGGGUUGGCUUUAGUUGCGGGCACGGCAAUUUGGUGUGUUGGUCGCAGGCACAAGAUGAAUACCAAACCGUUAGGCUGGGAGCCAACGAACAAAAUUCCAGGGAAGUCGGGGCCUCGGGCACAGAAUGCUGAGUUAAAGGAGCUACCAGCCGGUUCUCAGAGGGCAGAGUUAUCAACUCAAAAUAAUCGGCAUGAACUGCUAUGA